Thlaspi arvense is the source of this 1512-nucleotide messenger RNA. The record is from the annotation of a GenBank genome assembly. NCBI's taxonomy places the organism in Eukaryota, Viridiplantae, Streptophyta, Magnoliopsida, Brassicales, Brassicaceae.
AUGACUUUGGCUUCUCCUUCAAUUUCGAGGACUGUGUUGUUUCCUCGGAAAGUUUCUUCAAUUGCAUUUGCCAUCGGUGGAUUGGUUUCCUUCAUCAUCUUCGCUUCUCUGCUUCUUUUCACGCAUCCCAUUGGUUCCUCUGUUACUGGGUAUAUCUACGGAACUGAGACCACUCAACAUGUGGAGUUUCACCAUAGUAGCGACGAUAUUCAUACUUCUGAUCCAAACCCAUCUCCUGAUUCUAUCUCAGACUCAGAGUCACCGCCAUUGACACAAGAUAGAGAGGAUAAGGUGCUUCCUGUUUCUUUGGAUCCCAAUGAUUCUCAGGGUUCCAAGGAUUCGAAUGAUUCAAAGGAUUCGAGUGAUGUUAGAUUAGGUGAAGAAACAAACUCAGGAAGUUCUACAAAUGUUUCCAUUGAUGAAGAAGCUACACAAGAUUCAGUAGAUGCAGAAUGUGAUCUGUACCAUGGAAACUGGUUUUAUGAUCCAAUGGGACCAUCGUACACGAACAACUCUUGCCCACUUCUGACACAGAUGCAAAACUGUCAAGGCAAUGGAAGACCUGACAAGGGCUAUGAGAACUGGAGAUGGAAACCGUCUCAGUGUGAGCUUCCAAGGUUCGAUGCCAAGAAAUUUCUCGAGCUAAUGAGAGGCAAGACGCUUGCUUUUAUAGGCGAUUCUGUAGCUCGUAAUCAGAUGGAGUCCAUGAUGUGCCUUCUUUGGCAGGCAAGCUUCUUUCUGCUUCAAGAGUCAUCUAAAGUAAUGAUAGCUCGUAUGUGGUCGUCUUGGCUAGUCCAUCAGUUCAACGAACCGUUUGGUUUUGCUCCAGAAGGUGUAACCAAACUCAAGCUAGACCAACCCGACGAGCGCAUAAUCGAGGCUCUUCCGAAAUUCGACGUGGUUGUACUCUCAUCGGGCCACUGGUUCGCGAAACAGUCUGUCUACAUUUUAAACGAAGAGAUCGUCGGAGGCCAGUUAUGGUGGCCGGACAAAUCAAAACCGGCGAAGAUCAACAACGUUCAAGCAUUUGGGAUCUCUGUAGAAACAAUCAUAAAGGCCGUAUCUAAUCACCAAAACUACAAAGGCCUAACCAUCUUGCGGACUUGGUCGCCUGAUCAUUACGAGGGCGGCGCGUGGAACACGGGUGGGUCGUGCACGGGUAAAGAAGAGCCUCUCUCUCCAGGGAAGUUGGUUAAAAACGGGUUUACGGAGAUAAUGCACGAGCAGCAAGCGACGGGGUUUCAACGAGCUGUUGCAGCGGAUGAUGGUAAACUCGGCGAAAGAUCGAAGAAGGUGAAGCUAAUGGAUAUCACUGAGGCUUUUGGGUAUCGCCACGAUGGUCAUCCUGGUCCGUACAGGAGUCCUGACCCGAAAAAGAUCACCAAACGUGGACCAGACGGUCAGCCUCCGCCGCAAGACUGUUUGCACUGGUGCAUGCCCGGGCCGGUGGACACGUGGAACGAGAUGGUGCUGGAGAUUAUAAGGAGAGAUACGAAAGGUGGAGGAAGUUGA